This is a messenger RNA of Nicotiana attenuata, 1036 nucleotides long. RefSeq lists its product as uncharacterized. The coding region runs from base 123 to 860 and encodes 245 amino acids. The record is from RefSeq and is a predicted model, not a curated record. Lineage: Eukaryota; Viridiplantae; Streptophyta; Magnoliopsida; Solanales; Solanaceae. The transcript is spliced from 3 exons.
UAUUUUUUUUUAGCACUCAUUUCUUCUUCCAACUACCUCAUGAUUAUUAUCACAUUCUUUUUUCUCUCUUAUUAUAAGUAUCAAUCCUUGAACUAAUUUCAUCACAUUAGUUCAGACAAAAGAUGGGUAGAACUGGAGCUAGAAUGCCAAGUUUUUGCCUAAAUAGAAUUAGACCUCAUGUUCAAAUUCGUUCACCACCUAUACAAGCCAAAAACAAUGAGAAUUUAGCUAAGAAAGUUGAAUGUGAUGAUCAUGAAGAGAAAAAGGAUACUUCAUCAGCCAUGGCUGAGGAAAAAAACACUGGUGAUAUCGCGAAAUCGACACCGAUAAUUGGCCGGAAAAUCAUGAUUGUGAUUGAUUCUAACCUUGAAUCCAAGAAUGCAUUGCAAUGGGCAUUAACUCAUACUGUUCAGAGCCAUGACUUACUUGUUCUUCUCUAUUUUACUAAGUCUUCUUCUAAACAAGAUGAAGAUUCUAAAAAGGAAAUAAAUCCAAGAAUUUUUGAGUUUCUUGCUUCUAUGAAGAAUACUUGCAAGCUGAAAAGACCUGAGGUUCAAGUGGAAGCGGCAGUGGCACAAGGGAAAGAGAAAGGUCCAGUAAUAGUAGAAGAGGCCAAGAAACAAGAAGUGUCACUUCUGGUCUUAGCCCAGAAGAAAAAGUCCAUGACAUGGCGGUUGAUUAUGAUGUGGGCCGGCGGUCGGCUGACGGUUGGUGGUGGCAGCAGCGGCGGCGGUGGGGUGGUGGAGUACUGUAUUCAGAAUGCUAGUUGCAUGGCAAUUGCAGUGAGGAGAAAAAGCAAGAAACUUGGAGGAUACUUAAUUACCACCAAAAGACAAAAAGAUUUUUGGCUUUUGGCUUAAUUAUAAAAUUUACAUAGUGUGCUUCUUGUAAAUUUAUAAUUACAGUAACUUAUAUGGAUUGGAAAGUGAAAUGGAAAGUUAUUAGUGAGUCAAAGAUUAUUAUUGGGCAAUGUUGUCUGUCAAAUUAACUCUAAUCUUUUUUCUGUUGAAGCUUUAGAUAUGCCAGCAGUAAUGAG